This is a messenger RNA of Hirsutella rhossiliensis, 1704 nucleotides long. RefSeq names its product aminotransferase class I and II domain-containing protein. The transcript is spliced from 4 exons. Gene Ontology annotation, biological process: L-tyrosine biosynthetic process; aromatic amino acid catabolic process. Bases 1 to 1704 code for a protein of 567 amino acids. The record is from RefSeq and is a predicted model, not a curated record. Gene Ontology annotation, molecular function: L-2-aminoadipate:2-oxoglutarate transaminase activity; aromatic-amino-acid:2-oxoglutarate transaminase activity; pyridoxal phosphate binding. Lineage: Eukaryota; Fungi; Ascomycota; Sordariomycetes; Hypocreales; Ophiocordycipitaceae.
AUGCUGCCCGUCUCCCACGCCGUCGCCCGCCGCCUCCGCACCCACCGCGGCCCAGCCUCCCUGUGUCAAGCCCGCCUCGCCCGUGACAAUCCCCGCCGGGGCCUCAACAACACCGAGGCCGCCCCGGCCGCUCGUCAGGCCCACCAUGACGACCACCAGAGGUCAUCGGCCAUUGGCGACGUCCUGGCCCGGAGAGCCCGCGCCGGCAAGCUGGUCGCCGGUAUUGCCGCCGCCUCGGACAGCGACAUGUUCAAGGGGCCUCAAACCGGCAAGCCCAAGGCGAAGCGCUGGGACAAUCUCUUGAGUGUCGAGAGCCGCGAGAGAAAGCCGUGCACCCUCAAGCAGGCGGCAAAGCACCUCAAGAAACCCGGCCUCGUCUCCCUCGGCGGCGGCCUGCCCUCGAGCGAGCUCUUCCCCUUUGCCCAACUGGCCAUGAAAGUCCCUACGGCCCCUUGCUUCUCCGAAAAGGACACCCUGGAGCGGGGGCAGACCAUCACCAUCGGCAAGUACGACGUGCGCGACCGCGACGCCACCUACGACCUCUCCAUCGCCCUCAACUAUGGCCAGUCCACCGGCUCCGCCCAGAUGGUACGCUUCCUCACCGAGCACACGGAAAUUGUCUGCAAGCCGCCCUACGCCGACUGGCGCGUCUGCCAGACCAUUGGCAGCACCGGCGCGCUCGAGCAGGCCUUGCGCAUGUUUUGCGACAAGGACCGCCGCGACUCCGUCCUGACCGAGGAGUUUAGCUUCUCCACCGCCCUCGAGACCAUCGCGCCCCUCGGAAUCAAGGCCUUUGGCUGCAUCCUCGACGAUCAGGGCCUGAUCCCAGAGGCCAUGGACGACCUGCUCACCCAAUGGGAUCCAGAGGCUAGGGGCGCCAGGAAGCCUCACGUCUUGUACACGGUGCCCUCGGGCCAGAACCCGACGGGCGCCACCCAGGGCGCCCAGCGCCGGCGCGACAUCUACCGCGUCGCCCGGAAGCACGACAUGUUCAUCCUCGAGGACGAGCCCUACUACUUUCUCCAGAUGCAGCCCUACCUCGGCAGGGACCAGCCCGACGCCCCCGCUCCCCGCAGCGUCGACGACUUCCUCUCGUCCCUCAUCCCCUCCCUCGUCAGCAUGGACGUCGACGGCCGCGUCAUGCGCCUCGACUCCUUCUCAAAAGUCCUCGUCCCCGGCUCGCGCAUGGGCUGGGUCGUGGCCUCGGAGCAAAUCAUUGAGCGCUACCAGCGCCAUGCAGAGGUCGCCAGCCAGGGGCCCGCCGGCUUCUCCCAGGUCAUUCUGCACAAGCUCCUCGACGAGACGUGGGGCCACGAGGGCUACCUCCGCUGGCUGAUGAACCUGCGCCUCGAGUACACCAAGAAGAGAAACGCCCUCUUGGCCGCCUGCGAGGACCACUUGCCGCGGGACAUUGUCAGCUGGAGCCCUCCCGCCGCCGGCAUGUUUAUGUGGCUCAAGGUCGACUACGCGCAGCACCCACACGCGACCCACCGCUCCCUCGAGGAGAUUGAGGAGGAAAUCUUCACGUCGUGCAUCGACAGCGGGGUCCUCGUCGCCAGGGGCUCCUGGUUCCUGACGGAAAAGGACAAGCCCCUCCCUGGCCUUUACUUCCGCACCACAUUUGCCGCCGCCAGCCCCGAGGCCAUGAACGAGGCCAUCAAGAGGUUCGGCAAGGCCGUGCGCGACAGCUUUGCCGGCAAGUAA